AGUCCAGUUUGCUUCAGCCUCUGCUGACACUUGGACUGCUGCAGCUUUCAGCUCAACUACGGCUUCAAAAUGAAAGUAGCGGCCUUCAAUGUGAAGAACCUGGGGCUUAAAAAAGUCUCAGACAGCUUCGUCUCCGAUCAUCUUAUCCAGAUCAUCUCUCGGUACAGCGUGGUGGUGAUACUGGAGGUUGUGGAUAAAGACAACAAAGCUAAGAAGAUGCUGCUUGAGAAACUCAACAAAACUUCGGAACAUUCCUAUGAAAUGGCCUACAGCUCCAGUCUGGGUCGAGACACCUACAAGGAGCAGUUUGUUUAUUUCUACAGAAGAGACGAGGUGGAGCUGGUGAAGAAUUAUCAGUACAAAGACAAUCAGCCUGGAGACGAAGACGCUUUUGCCAGGGAGCCCUACAUCCUGCACUUCAGGUGUCUCAACACAGUUUUGAAGGACCUGGUUCUGAUCCCAGUCCACACCAAGCCUGAGGACGCUAAGAAGGAAGUGGAUGAGCUCUAUGAUGUGGUGGAGGAGAUCAGGAAGGAAUGGAAGAUUGAUAAUAUUAUGAUUUUAGGAGACUUCAAUGCAGAUGGUCGAUAUCUUUCAGAGAAGAAGAAAGGCUCACUGCGCAUCUGCAGUGAACCUUUUCGGUGGCUGAUCGACGACAGCGUCGACACAACAACCAGUAACUGCAACGACAACACCUACGACAGGAUUGUGGUGUAUGGAAGUGAUAUGCUGAAAGCCAUCGUACCCAACUCUGCCAGGGCUUUGAACUUUCAGAAAGAGUUCAGUCUGACUGAUAAAGACGCUCUUCGAAUCAGUGAUCAUUAUCCUGUAGAGGUGGAGCUACAGGUGGAGCUGAAAACUAAACCGGAGUCAAAGACUAAAAGUCCAAACAAAGGACCCCAGAAGAAUGCAGGAGCUAAAAGGAAGCCAGAACAAAACUCUGAAGCCAAGACGUCAGCAAAGAGAAGAUAA
Molecule: messenger RNA, 972 nt
Organism: Nematolebias whitei (Rio pearlfish)
Lineage: Eukaryota; Metazoa; Chordata; Actinopteri; Cyprinodontiformes; Rivulidae
Product: deoxyribonuclease-1
Exons: 10
Coding region: 70-972 (300 amino acids)
Biological process (GO): DNA catabolic process
Cellular component (GO): nucleus
Molecular function (GO): DNA nuclease activity
Source: RefSeq, a predicted model, not a curated record